Molecule: messenger RNA, 1953 nt
Organism: Aspergillus affinis
Lineage: Eukaryota; Fungi; Ascomycota; Eurotiomycetes; Eurotiales; Aspergillaceae
Product: putative FAD monooxygenase
Exons: 5
Coding region: 1-1953 (650 amino acids)
Molecular function (GO): FAD binding
Source: RefSeq, a predicted model, not a curated record
AUGGGUGAUACCGUCCAAACCGACGUCCUGAUCGUCGGUGCCGGUCCGGCUGGACUGAUGGCCGCGGCCUGGAUGGCCCAGAUGGGAGUGAAUACAAUAAUCGUUGACCAAAAAUCGCAUCAAACGCGAUGCGGUCGCGCGGAUGGACUAGAAAGUCGAACGCUGGAGAUCUUGGACAGUUUUGGUUUGGCCGAUAAAGUGUGGGCACAGGCAAACCACACCGUGGAAAUUGCCUUAUGGGGCGGCACAAUCGACGGCAAGCUGCAAAGGCAGAGCGUCACAGCGAACUCCAAGCCUGGAUGGUCUCGAUUCCACGAAUCAACGCUUAGCCAAGGCCAAAUAGAGGAAUACCUCAUGGAAUAUGUGCGAGCUCGAAAACAUAUUGAAGUGAAGCGGGAAACAACCCCGACUUCGUUCGAGUGCAAUUAUGAUUUGAUCGACGACCACGAUGCUUUUCCCAUCCGCGUCAAUCUGGAGAACGUACCAUCCGAUCCAAAGCCUCGGUCUAAUGGAGUGCGUACACCAAAUAGCGAGGCCAGCGAGCCUCUUUCCGACGACUCUGGAUACGCAGGCAUGGGGACGAUGGUUGAAGCCAAGUAUAUCCUGGGCUGUGAUGGAGCCCAUAGCUGGCUCAGGAAGCAGCUCGGACUGAGGCUUGAAGGCGAAACAUACGGAGACUCUUGGGGUGUACUCGAUAUUAUUCCCCUGACGGACUUUCCCGAUAUCCGAAAACGAUUCAUCAUAAAAUCGAAGCACGGAACGCUAAUGAUGAUUCCACGAGAGAGAAAACUUGUACGCGUCUACGUCGAGCUUCCACCCAAAUCUGCCGAACGGUAUCGAGCAGAAUCCAACCCCGAUAUUCUCAUGGAGCGGGUCGCAACUAUCAUGAAGCCCUAUAGCAUGAGCACAAGUAAUAUCGACUGGUCCACGAUAUAUACUGUCGGUCAACGCCUCUGCCGGAAAAUCGGUCUCCACAACCGCAUAUUCCUUGCCGGAGACGCGAUCCAUACGCAUUCCCCAAAGGCAGGGCAAGGAAUGAACGUCAGCAUGCAAGAUACGUUCAAUCUUGGCUGGAAACUAGCGUCUGUCAUCAAGGGGGUGCUGCAUCCACGCGUCCUUGAGACAUACCAACUAGAACGGCUUCCUGUCGCCGAACGACUCAUCGCAUUGGACCAGAGAAUCUGCCGAGGAAUGUGCAGCCAGAGGAAUGUCGAUCCAGAGACGCAGCACGGCCAGUUCGACGAGGACCACAAACGAGCGCUUGAGGAGGAGAACUCUUCCAUGUCAGGCUUAGCUGUGACCUAUCUGCCUAACUCUCUGGUCACAUCUACUGUCUCGGAUAACCUCCUGCCCAAAGACGUGGCGUCCUGUACCAGCAGACCCUCCGUGGCCAUGAAUCUCCGAGUCGGCGCGCGCAUUCCCAGCGUGCUGAUCCUUAACCAAAGCGACUCGCAAGCAUGCCAUUUACAGCAGAUUCUUCCCAGCACGGGACAAUGGAAUCUAAUUGUUUUCGGAGGUGACAUUGCAAGCGCGGACCAGAAGCAUCGGGUCGAAGAGCUCGCAGCGGCCCUCGAUGAACCUGACUCCACAUAUCAGAAGCUGAAUGAUCCGGCCUGCGUGGCGAAACGAGGGUUUCCGACCAUAGGAGUCUCUCUCAUUCACUGUGCCAAUAGGCUCAGCAUCGAGUUAAACGAUCUACCGGAGAUCUUCCGUCCAUGGACAAAAGAUGGUGUGGACUAUGGUAGGGUAUGGGCGGACGGCGAAGCCUACCACCAUGCUGGCGGAGGAAAGCUGUUUUCAUCUUUCGGGAUCGGGUCAACAGGGUGUAUGGCAUUAUUGAGACCCGAUCAGCACCUGGGAUUUCUCUCGGAUAUAGAUGAUGUGAAGGGGUUAGAAAAGUUUUUGCAGUCGGUUAUGCUAGGGGCGAGGCAGGGACCUAAUGCGACUUCAUAA